Messenger RNA from Pungitius pungitius (ninespine stickleback), 4853 nucleotides. Its product is annotated as tripartite motif-containing protein 14-like. The record is from RefSeq and is a predicted model, not a curated record. The transcript is spliced from 5 exons. Bases 3123 to 4823 code for a protein of 566 amino acids. NCBI's taxonomy places the organism in Eukaryota, Metazoa, Chordata, Actinopteri, Perciformes, Gasterosteidae. Gene Ontology annotation, molecular function: protein binding.
CACACAUGCACACAGAGGGAGGUGAAGAAGACAUGGGGAUGGGGUGGGGAAAUUAAACAAAGAUUUGAUCGGAUUCUGUAACGGCAUGUAGAGGUAGAGUAUCUGGUUUCUGUCUGAGAGGAUCCAGUUACAUCAGAAGUACAGAAGCAUUUAUUGUGUAUAUUAUUACAACAGAUCUGGGUUAUAGGGUUGACAUUUUCUUUAUUUCUUGUGUGCGUGUUGCAGUUUAAUGGUGAAUUAAUGUUGUUAUUUUGUUGUCUUAGUCAGUGCUAAAGAUUUGGUAAUAACUGACAACAAUCAAUGACCUAUUCAGACACAAAGAGUGACACAGAUUUGAGUGAUAUUUAAAGUGACAAUUUAGUCACGCAUUCUUUUGCCAGAGGCUUUUUUUUACUUAUUAUUUAUUUGGUUUUGACUUUUAAAAGUUACUAUUUGGAGUGAUAAAGGAUAUUUAAAGGUAUUAGUUCCUGACUCAAUGACGUGUGGGUUAAUUUGGAGUUUGAUUGUUAAGGGUAUUAAGAUAUACUAAUAAUAUUACUGUUUUCUUUGUAGCCUCUGAUUCUUUACUGAGUUAAAUAUGUAUUUUCUUCAAAUCGAUCCAUCAGAUAAUAAUAUUCAAUGUCUGCUGCUUUAAGAAAAAAACUGUGAACGUUUCAUCCCCUGCUAAUCCUCUCUUUCAUACACACACACAUGCACACAUGCACACACACACACACACAAUUUGUCUGCAGACAGUCUUUGGCAUACAAACACAUCACACCCUGAGGGGUUGCCAUGGUAACAGGAUGGAGAGAGGGGGAUGAAAGCUUUGAUUUAACUCUCUGAGGAUUUCAAUCUGUGAAUCCAAAUGAAGCUGCAAAUGUAUUUGUGUGUGUGAUUGUGUGUCAGGAAAUCUGAAUGUUUCUCUGUGUGUUUGUGACUGCGUCAGUGGCUCUGAUCCAAACCUCCUCGAUUAAAACAACCAGCUGCACACAUGACCACAAAAUGGACGCCACUCUUCAUCUGCUUUACCUUCUCAUCCAUCUCCAUUUCCUUACUCUGUAUGUGUGCUAUCCGUGCGAGCCACGGAAUAAAGGACAGAACUGAAUUAAAUGAGCACACUCUAAUUGUUGGUGAUGAAACAACCUAAAUGCUCGUCCAGGUCUAAUCGUCUGUUGGUCUAUUUUGGAUCAGAUCUGACCCAGUUUUUUCCAUUUUCUUAACUUAAAACUGGCACACUGGAGUUCAGGCCAUUCUUUUCACGCUUAUACCUUAACAUACAAUAUAAUGAAAAUCGCUCUCCUGUGAAUUGUGCGUAUCAUACAGAUUGACAGAUGUCUCUGAAAUAAUUGUUUUAAUAUAAUAUAAAUGUUUUAAUAUUCUUUUACCAGUGCAAGCAGCUCAAGCUAGACUCCUUUAGUUGCAGAGUAGAUAACCUGGUCACCUAAAACUACAGCUGUCUGCAGAGACGAAUUUAAAGAACGCAUUCUUGUGUUUUCUGUAGGAAUGAAACAGUGCUGGCUCGUCUCUUUUAUCCCUCUGCGGCCUCGUUGGUAUUCUCAGAGGGAAGCGGAGCGGCAGAAAGGAUGAACCGCCUCGCUCUCUUUAUCUCAGAUGCUCUCACUUCGUGCCAAACCCUGCAGCCUGGCAACAGCCAAUCAAAGCUCAGCUCUGAGACCUGGUUUCUCUGCAUAGCGACAAGCCAAAAUGCAGAGCGACAGGGCAAGAAGGAGGAGGAGGAGGAGGAGGAGGAGGAGGAAAGGAGAAGGAGAAGGAGAAGGAGGAGGAGGAGGAGGAGGAGGAGGAGGAAGAGGAAAAGCAGGAGGAGGAGGAAGAAGAGGGUUGUCUACAAGUUCCAUGCUUAAUCACUUGCUUAAGGUUCCAUUAGAAGAACUAUGAAGCACAUCAAGUAAAAAUGAGUUUGGGAGAUAUUUGAGACACUUUAUCAAUUAAUACAAAAAGUUUACUGUCACACAAAAACAAAAACAUAGUAUUAUUUCAAAUGGAUUAUUCGAAUUAUUACCUAUUUUGUUUUUAAUUGAUAACCAAUGUAUUAAUUCAAGACAAUCAAGCAAGUAUUUUUUAAAUUAUUGUGUGUUAUUGUAUCAUAUAUUAAAUUAAAACUUUGAUUUUAAGAUGUAUGUUUUGUGAUCAGUAUCUCAGUGGAAGAAGAAUUGAAAAGUCCUGCAUUGAAAAUGUCACUUCAAUACGUAUACAAGUAUUAGCAUUAAUAUACACUUGAAGUAGAAAGGAGUUAUUGUAGUCAUCAUGCAAAACGUUGAAUAUAUCAAUCAUAUUAAUGGACUUUAAUUAUCAAUACACUGUUCAUCUCUUUACAGUGGCAACUACUAAAUGUGAAACUCAUUGUAAUUCAUAGGAAGUGCAUAAAUGGCUGGGUAGACAUAACAUAUCAUAAUGAAAAUAGGAAAUGAAGUAAAUGUUCAGUAGAAUUCAUCGUUUGUAUGUCAUGGGUUACGUUGAGUUCAACCUGGAAUCAUUAUUCAUGAACACAGCUGAGAUCAUUUAUAAUUCAAGAAGUCAGACCUCAGCCCUGCACACCAACCAGUUACCAUAAAGGACCGUUUCAGUAGGGUUUUUUUUACGUAUCUGAAAAAGCUCUAAAGUAGUAGUAAGUUAAUUGAUUUUCAGUAGCUUGACUGAAUGUGUCAGCUGAUCAACUACUUGAGCUUAAAACAGCUGUUCACACACACUUUUCCAACGAUUUCAUUAAACGUCAACUAUGUUUAAAUAUUUACUACUAUAAAAUCACACUAUAUUUAUUUCUGACCAUUGGAGCCUUAAGAAAAUAGCUAGUGAUAGUGGUUUAAGCGUUAUAGUUGUAUGAUAACAUUAAAAAAAGUGGUGUGGAGCUGUGUUAGUUUUAAAGCAGAAACACCCAAAGAGAAACAAUCCCAUCUUAUGCACUCAUCAGCCAAUUAGAAGCUGAGCUGUCAAAGAGAAAUAUGGAGACAAACUGGUCAAACCAGGAACAUGUUCAACUGAAACCCUUUUGACAACAGAGAGGAAGAGAAACAGAGAGCGAGAGAGAAAGAAAGAGAGAAAGUCAGAGAUUUGAGCCACAACAACGCACACUACAUGUCUGGAUUUUUGUUGGGUUUUCCACAGAAGAACCUGACCGGAACAUGGAAACUGAAGCAGCUGAGCCCUUUGACAACAAUGCAAACAAACAAACGUGUCUGGUUGAGAGACCUUCACAGGGAAAUGAACAGAUACUACCUGUAAUACAUAUCCAAGAGGAUAAGGCAACCAAUGACUGUGACCCAGAAAAUCAAACAGACACGAGGGGGGCAGAGCUUCUAAAGGCGAGUCAGUGGGUCAAAAGCAUCAUAAAAGAGGACUUUAGCCAGCUAAAGGAAGAAGUGUUCAAUGUGUUCAAGGAGACAGACACAAGCUCAUCAAGUCAUGCAGAAAAUAAACCUUCCCCCAGCACACUCAAUCUCCUGAAAGAGGACCUGAGCCAGUUCAAAGAAGACGUGACCAGCAUCUUCAGCUCGCCCAAAGAAACAAAGUGUACAGAUCCUAAAACCAGCCGCUCAGCAGAGAAUUCCAUCAACCGCCUGAGCUUUCUUAACUUUAAAGACGACCUCUUUAACGUCUUCAGAAUUGGUCUUUCAAAGGAGAAAGACAACAGAGAUGCCACUGCACAGUCAGACUCAUCCAACACCUUCAAUGAAACAGCUAAAAGGGCAGACAAACCCUUUAUGCAGACUCUGUUUAGAAGAGACCAAAAGAUUUCCCAGAAGGCAGAGAACACUGUGAAGCUUGAAAAGACAUUCUCAGAGACGACCAAAAAACAAGUGGACGAUGGUUUCAGGGAAAACCUCUCGGAACACAAUGAAGAGACGGUUAAUACCCUGAAACCCGGCAACAACAUGGCAGACAGAUUGAAUAAAGAGGAGGACAGUGAAGUGGAUGUAACUGUGAACGGUGAUGAGCAGAAAACAAGUCAAUCUGAAACACAACACAGUAAGGAGACAAGUCCUACACCACAGGCAGCCAAGCAGAGAUGUGAGAGUGAAGAGUGGAGUGACAGCAACACUUUUUGGUCAGCAGAAGACGAGAGGAUAACCAAAGAAGAAGAAAAACAAGAUGAAAAGCCUGAAGAAGAUGAAGAAAAAACAGAACAACAACAACAAAUGAAGCCACCCGAGAUUGUUCUCUGGGAGCCUUUGUCCUCUGGGAGCAAUCUCUUUAGUCCGAAAAACCUGGGCAUGGACGACAUGAAGACUCGGCCGGUACGAGACUUCUGGGCGCUGAAAAACUUUGCCUGUUAUUUGACCUUGGACCCCAACACGGCAAACUCAGAGCUCCGUCUGACGGACGGCAACAGGAAGGCGACCCGAGUGUGGUCGGACCACCGGCGCUGGGAGCAUCCCGACCAGUUUGAGCUCUGCCCUCAGGUCCUGUGCAGGGAGGGGCUGCUGGACUCGGUGUACUGGGAGGUGGAGUGGAGCGGUGGCGCUGACAUCGGCGUCGCCUACAACGGCAUCUCCAGGAAAGGGGUCCCCGCCAGCUGCCUGCUGGGACAGGGCGAGGGGUCCUGGAGCCUGGAGUGUUCGGAGGGAGCUUAUACGCCGUGCCACAAUAACCACAGAUUCAGGUCCUCCUCACCUCAGCCCUUCGCCCACAGAGUCGGGGUUUACUUGAACUGGUCUGCAGGCUGUCUGUCAUUCUACUGCGUCUCUCGGGACACCAUGGUCCACCUUCACACCUUCACAACCACUUUCACUCAGCCUCUGUACCCGUGUUUCUGGCUUUGGUCCUACGAUGGCUCAGUGUUGCUGAAUCAGGUGGAGUUGGACUGGGAACGACUGCUGCAGUGAACUACUAAGAGCAAGUGGAGACCGCAGACU